CACUUAAGAACGCACAUUGUUUUGUUGCCGGGAGGAGAGUCAUCGCCUCGUUAAUAUUAAUGUCAAUAUUUUCUCGCCGCCAGCAUCUGCAUAGUGUUUGGGAAUUAUAUACAGUACUGUCAGUUAGCUUAAAUACUCUGUGCUUGAAUACAGUCGUUGUCAGUAGGGUCUGUAAAUGAAGGAUCACCAGUUACCUUUCCAAAACAGCUUUCCAGCAGCUGGCGAUGAGCUGACAGUCCCCGACAGCUGACAGACCCUAACAGCUGGUUGACUCUGGCAGCUGGCUGACACUGACAGCUGAAUGACACUGGCAGCUGACUGAUCCUAACAGUUGACUGACCCUGGCGGCUGAUCACGACAGUUGUUCUGUGACCCUUGGCUCGGCCCGGGCUGUAAGAUAACAUCACUUUUAUCUGAGCAAGCUUGAACAUCAUGGGGCGGACGGUGGUAGCAGAAGACAGCCUGCAGGAUAAGCUGACAGCAUUAGCUAAGGCUGGCAUCUUCCAGAUUGGGCUGGUCAUUGGUCAGAAUGCUAAAGACCGUGACUUCAUUGUUCAUCUCGCCCCAACACCAAUACCAGAUGAAGGAGAUUUGAGCUCUGAAGAGGAGGAGGCAAUUCCAAGUUCCAAGACUGGACAAGCUAAACCAAAAUAUCCUGAUUCUAUUGCCAAGGUUGUUGAUACAAAUGUAUCUCAACACACAAGACAAGUUGUACGCAUGCUGCCAGGUGGGCUGGACAUUAUUGGAAUUUAUGUGGUAACACCACAAGCAGAGUUCAGUUCUUCAGUCAGCCAGUCUAAGCUUCGCUCUGUUUUAACAGUGACUCACAAAACAGCAUCGAGAAUUCUCUUAGACACAGCAGAAAUCAGAACUGAGAAGAUUAUCAUUCAUGUUUGCACUCAGACAUUCAAGGUGAUGUGCAAAACUGUGGAUGUGUGCCCAUCAGCUCCCAGCCUGCAGUCAAAUGCUGAACUCAAAUUCCAGCGAGGAGGCAUCAAAUGGCAGCAGUUGAGUUUCUCGUACAACAUUAACCUUAACUUCUGGCUUCCAAAGGACAAUUCAUCACAUUCUCUCUACAAGACAAUCCUUACCUUGAUCAAACCCUGGGCAAAUAAUGUGAAGGAAAGUCUGAUUCUUAUUGACUCUGAGCUCCCAAAUGAUGAAGACCCAUUGGACUCAAGUGCUGAUGAGAAACCUAAGAAGAAAGGGAGCAGUAGAGGCAUGAUGGAAUUAGCACCCCCAAAAGUCUUCAAAGCAGAAAUUCUUGAUUCUGGUUCUCCUGUAGCCUCAACUCGUGGGUUGACUGAAAGCUCUGGUUGUGUGCGGCUUUCUGGAACAUUAGCUGGACUAGCAUUUGUACACUCAAAGGCAACUGUGGGAGAAGCUCGUUCUGCAGUUUUGGUUGAUCUAGUGCGAUCUGUUAUGGCUCGUUGGGAGAUGCAUUGUGAUUCUCUUAUAGAAGAACCACCAUCACAUCUCACUGGUCCCAUCAUCCAUGAACCUCCACGACGAGUGUUUUUAGAAGGUGGUGGACUACCUGUGAGCUUAUGUGAUUAUCUGUUCCCUGGGGACACUUGUGCUGAUGCUUGUCAGUCGGCUAAAGAGCUACUUGGUGUACGAGUUCGCAAGGAACAUGUGGAUGAUACUCUCGAAACUCAUGCAGAUGCCUCUGAAGUAAUGGACAUGAGUAAUGCAGAUGCUGAAGGAGUUAAGCAUCUUGAUGGUAAUGGUUCUUCCCGGGAACAAUCUUGUUCUGUGACAUAUAUACUGUUAGCCAUUGUUAUAGCUCUGGUGGGAAUUGGAGUAUCAUACAUUACAUUUCGAGGAACAAAAGCAUUAACCUAAAGUUACAUGUAAUUUUUGUAUGUAUUUUAUUUAUCAUUAAGAAAUAAGGCAAAUUGUCCAUCACAGCAACGAUAUUUUCCAAGAAACUUCAAUAUGUUACAAGACAAAGGAGUUUUGUACAUUAAGAAAAUUCAUUUGCUAGUUUGAGCAUGAGAGAUGUUAAUUGAGCAGGUGCAUGAAUGGCUUUUAUUUUGAUGUAAUUACUUUCAAAUUGGAAAGAUAUAUGGAAUGACAAGGGAAAGAGUUUUUUCUAGUUUAGAUGAUUUUUGUGUCCUGAUUUAUAAUAGGGAUUUUGGUUUUUAUGUUGAGUAGUCAAUUUUAACACAUUCAAAAGGUCUUAAGGGGUUAAUGUUUGCUACAAUUUAACUGCUUAAUUUAAACAAAUUUGGAGGAAACAUGGUAUGUAGAUAGAUUAAAAUAAGUUCUACGUUAAUUUUUAUUAAUUUUAAAAGUACAGUACAUAUAAUCUUGGAGCAUAGGAAAUAGUUAUGCAGUAUUAUACAUCUGGCAAAAAUUUAGUCACAAAAAGUAAUUAUGAAUAUAUAUCAGGACUUGUGGGGCUUAGGUUUUUGUAAUUUUUUCAACUAAUUUCUUGAUAAAAUAGUUUUUGAGACAGCAAGGAAAUUUGUUUUGAAUAUAUUUAUUUAUAUAUUUAUUGAUUUAUUUUCCCUAGAAUUUUACUCCAGUUAUCAUGGUGGAAAUUGACUCUAAUUCUCUCUCACAAAGCAAUACUGUAACACUUCAGCAUUGCAUGCAUGCUUAUCAUAUAAUCUCUCAGACUGUUUCUCACCUGUUUUGCUUUCCCACAUUUUGAGAGUUCUUUUGUUUCAUCCAUUUGAGCCCAUUGUAUAUUAACAAUAUACAAUAUAAAAUAUACUGUAUAUGUAUUUUUUAUGUUCAUGUUUUUUUUAGCACUUUACACUACUAAUCAAAAUAAAACAUUGGUGUGACCUCAUAUCUAAGGUUUUUCAAAUGUGUUAAAAGAAAAAAGUUGAAUAGCAGAAACUUUUGAAUAAAUAAAAAAAUUUGAAGUAAUAUUAUAUAUAAUUUCACCGAAAAAACAGUAUGCGUUCUUUUCUAGCUCAUGAUUCUAAACAUGACAACAUCAAAACAUGAAAAAUAAUGCUUAUUAAAAAUUUAUUUUUCACUCAAAAUGUUAUUUUAUAAAUAAAAACUUUGAAAACAAAAAACAAUUAUCGGUAUAUUUCUGAUACAGUACUUGAUUUUUGGGGAGCCCCUUGGUGGUUUCUUGUAACUAUAUCGCUAAGAAUGCUCCAUACUAUAAGUCACAUCAUUCACUGGAGUUCUGUUUGGCCUACCAAGGACCAGAGCCAGAACUUAGCUCCUCACAAAGGUGCAGAGAGAAAAUAACAUUCCACCAUUUCAUCGGGAAAGCAUCCAGAAAGUCAUUGAAGUUUUACGGACAACUGCAGGAUUCACAAGACUCGAAGCCUUAAAACUGCCAAACAAAUCCAGAAAUGAUUCAAACAAAACCAGAUAAUUCACUUGAAACUAGCUCAAACCCAUUAGUACCAGUCAGCGUAGCCAAGAGCUCAGUCCUCCGCCAGCUCACCAGUUUGUAGCUGAUGUGUUGCCUAAUGUCUCGUGGUGGUUCCCACCAAGGCUAUGUAGUUUUCUUCUUUACAACUGCAUGAUUCCUCUGUGCCUUCUCCUUGGGAGGAUGCCUUUCUUUCCCAUGCAUUGGGCAAGGGUUUUGACUCUUCUAUGUAACCUUCAUGGCAAACUCCUGUGGCUGUCAGGAAGCCUGAAUUGGGGCCUUCGUUGCACAUUGCUAUUUGGUAUAUUGUUCAUUAUGAGAGGGAUCAUAUUCUUAUGGGAGAGGGGUUUUCUUGUCCUCCUGAUAGGCAUAAUUUUGAUAUCUCUGCAGCUCUUCCCAGGGUCCAUUUCCAUUUUGGUCCUGAGGAUUCAUCUUGCUGGAGGUUUCCCUCUUUUUGAAUUUCUCCUUUUGUUGCUCGUGAGGACCUUAUGGUUUCUCUCCUGCAAAAUUUGAGCCUUGCUUCCAUGAUAGACCCUACUUCCUUUGAGUUCAGGUUGGCAUUGCCAUAUUGGCUAUGUUAUGAGGGUCCAGACUCAUUCUGGCUGGCUGACAACCCUCAUUUUUUUCCAUGGGGUUCUGUUAUUCCUGUAUGCUUGAGUGGCAUAUGGUGGUGAAUGUUUUUUUUAGGUGUUCUUGGGUGGCCCUUUUUGUUCCCUGCUCAUGGACUGUCUGUUGCUCCUACUCUUGCCAAGGAUGUGGGUAGGUGGUAGCUUCAUAUUCAGCAGCCUGUGCUGUCUGCAGCUCUUACUGCAGAGAAUCACAGAGCUCAUGUGCACUUGGCGAUGGUCAUGUGUUUUUGCACCCUCAUGAGCUUUUUGCUGAUAACCUCCACGAUGACGUGAACUCAUUUGGCUUGGUUCCAGGUGCGGAAGCCUCGAUACCUGCAGUACCAGCUGCAGUGGCCUUGCCAAAGAUGCUUGCCCCCAUCCUUCAGGAGGUGGUGGCAGCAUUUUACACUCCUCUUGUGUCAGUGGUUCAUCCUAGCCCAGUCUUCAAAUUUGGCUUAGUCCUUAACCCUUUUUGUCCACCUCCCCUGUUCCGUCUCUCUUUCCUGAGGAUAUUGUUGUGCAAUUCCCUUUGCUUGCUGCUCUGUCUUGCUAUUCGAUUUCCCAACUCUUGGCCACUCUGGGUUCUGUUCCUUGCUCUUGCAGGCAGUCUGGUAGAGCUGGGGGCCAUGCUUGCUUGUGGUUAAGAUAGGCUCUCAGGGAUACCAGAUUCUUAGGAUGUUGUACUUCCUGCUAGGGGGCUCUUCUUCUGCUCAUUGGUGCUGCUCUUUGUAUCACAGAAGAACAUCGCUUCUCCUAGCUCGCAUCAGCUCUUUCAUAGUUCGCCCUUUUGAUGAUGCUAUGGGGUCCAUCUCGCUCCCAUCCCACGGGAAUGAGAUGAACAAAUAUCCAUGGGCAUAUUUGAGCUCGGGGUUUUUAGCAGACAAACAUGACCAUGGUGGCCAGGUAUUUAAUCAAUGUUCCUGGUUCUCAUCCUUCCUGUGUUGCCCUGGGCCCUAUUUCCUGACUGAUGGUCUCCUCUUCAAAUUACUGUAGUACCUACUGCCUCUUUUUUUCCCUGGUAAGUUCCUCAGUUUUUUUCUGUGGUUAUUUAGCCAGAGGGAACCACCAAGGGACUCCCCAAGAAACCCAGCAUUGGAGCCCCAGUGGUUGCCUGUCUUCCUCGCUCCCUCUCUUCUAGGUUCAUCAGUUCACUAGGGUGAUUUUAUCUGCUGCAGAACUGGAUGGCGAGCUGGCAAAGGACCGAGCUCAAGGCCACCUGGUGAGGGCAAUUAAUACUAACGGGUUUGAACUAGUUUCAAGGAAAUUGUUUUCUUUUGUUUGAAUCAUUUGAAGAGUUAUUUGGCACUUUUGAGGCUUCAAGUCUUGUGAACCCAACAGUUGUCUGUAAAGCUCCACUGACUUUCUGAAUGCACCAGGUUCUGGCUCUGGUCCUCAAUAAGUAGACCAAACACAAUUUCCGUGGCUGAUUUGACUUGUAGUAUGGAUCAAUCUUGGCGAGAUAGCUACUGUACAGGAAGCCACUAGGGUUCUACCAGAAAGAGGGAUUUCAUUACAUUCAAUGCUCUGUUUUCCACAUCACCAUCUGGCACCCAUGUUCUGCUGAUGGGUUUAGCCUCGUGGAUCAGAAGCCAUAUGUGAAUUUUCCAGAAAACUAUUCAGGGAAUGACGACUGCUGUAUUUUGGUACAAACCCACACCAGAGAAAAACAAUGUUGAAUUUUUUUCAGUAUUGCAAAAAAACAUUACAGUACUUAGGACGUGAUUUUUGUGGUUAACCUUUUUUAGUUUAAUUUGGUUUUCAUUAGUAAAUUCUUCAUGCAAUAUGCAUUAUGUAUAAAUUUUACCCUUCCAAAUAAAUCCAUUUAUCACUUGAUAAUGGAGUAUUUUCUAAUACUGUAUUGUGGGAAUAGUUGAACUCAGUAGGUGUAGUGGGAAAGUGUUGAUGUAAUAACUUGAAAAUAUAUACUGUAUUAAAAAACUGGUAUACAUAUAUGUACUGUAUAUUAAUGAUUGAUAUAGUAAAACAUUUCUAGAAAUCAAAUGUUGGGGAAAUAAUACCAAGUAUUACUCUACAGCAUUGUAAAGGAGGUAGCCCUUGAUCUAUGCAGGAAGCUUAUGUUCCUCAAAAAAUGCUUAAAUCAAAAUUGAAGGUACUGUAUAUGCUGCAGGCAUGUCAAACUGAGGGGUCCCCCAAGGGCCAUAUGGGUCACAUUUGUGUUGUCAUGGCGGCCACACACGACAACUAACUGAAGUCAUUUAAUAACAAUUAUUGCAGAAUAUUGUAUCCACUAAAUUACAUGGCAAUAUAGUACAGUAUUACAGUAUCCUUUGCGUGGUGCUUGCAAAGGGCAGCGUGUUUGACAUGCCUGGAUGGGAUAAAUAGGCCUAGGUUCUAGUGACCUCUAACAGUCUACAUUUUCCACUCUAUUCAACAAAAUGCCUAUUUUAAUGCUAUUACUUACAGCUCUUUCCACUCUUCAGCCAUAAAUUCAGCAUAUAAUGAAAUUCAGACUGCCUGGAAUGUAUAUUGAUGCGUAAAUUUAACCCAAACGUUUCAUAAAACAUAAGAAUAUGUACAAUACAGUGCUGAGAGAAUCGUAGAUCCAUGGUUUAGCCACGGUAAGACAUGUUAAUUCAUUCUCUUCCUAUGAGAUUUACCUGCACACUUUGAUAAAAAGUGCUAAACCCUUUGUAUAAGAGGGUUUAAACUUUACAUCUCCAAAUAUACAUGAUCCAGUACUGUACUGCACAAAUUGUGAGCCAUCUGUACACUUGUUUUGUUAUUAUUUCAGAACAUCAGAAUACCUUAUUUAUUGUUGCAUUUGACUUAAGUGGUUAGAUUCCCCCACCAGAAAAAUAACUGUGUAUCAGCUGUGUUUUAAUCUUUCAUCACUAUUCACAAGCCUGGGAGUGGCUGAGUAGUUACAGCUAGAUGGUAUGGAAGUAGGACAUACAAUGCUCGAUAUACUGUUCUGUUUACUAUUGUCAUGUAGAGGAUAUAAAGUUUGCUAUGUCCCUGUAGCCAAUGAGUGUGGUUGUCCAUGUGGUCACUCAUCCAUUUAUUGGCCAGACACAGUGCAGUACCACAAAAAUCUGCUUAUACAGUACAGUACUGCGCUACAAAAAACUAAGACUUCAAAAAUUAUUUCUGUAUACAGUAUAAAGAUUUAGAAUCAAUAAAUAAGACAGAAUACUGUACUUUGGAAGUAAUUUUAGUAGAUUUAUAAAUAUUUUUCAGACAAAAUGGGAAUUAUUAAAUCAUCAUAAGUUGACAAUUAUACAGUACAGUAUAUAGCAGUCAUUUUGGGAGUUUACAGCUAUUUAAGUUGGAAAUGCAUCUCUUAGUUAAAUUGUCAUUUAUCAGUGCAUUUUCCAACCAAUAUCUUGGUGUUUUUGUUCUGAUCAUAUUCAGAUCCAUUUGUAUUUAACUAAUAUUUGUUCCUCACUUAUUUUAGAAUUCUGUUUGUACUUUUUUUUUUUUUUUUUUUCCUAUUUUAUUACAAUCUUAUUUUCUUCUUAAUGUAUCCUCUUUAAGUUCAGUAUACUGUACCACCACCAAACAUUUGCCACAUUUUCAGUGAUUUAAUUGCUCAACUUCUUUUCAGUAUAUUAAUCUGAUAUUUGAAUGAUAUAAACCCCCACUUGGGCUUACAGUAUAUAUAUAUUUUACAUCUUAAUAUUUAAUUUUGCUCUCCAUCACCUAAUUAGGAUUCACAUAUUACAGAUUCUUCUUUUUCAUAACGGUUCUUCACAUUUCCUUCAUUCAGCAAAGCAAUAUAGACCAUAGCACAGUGGUACCUCAACUCUCACUCGAGAAUUCCGGAUUUGAUCCCCAGGUGGGACACAAAUGGUCGGGCAUAUUUCCUUUCUCCAGAUUAAUCUGUUACCCUAGUCAUAAAUAGGCACUCGGGAGUUGGGCAACUGUUGAGGGGUUGAAUCCUGGGAAAGAUCAGUAGUUGACCUAUGGAAACCUCGAUAAGCCCGAGUACAGGCUUCCUGUCCUCAACAACAGAAAUCACCACCACCACCACAUUCUACAUAUCAGAAAUAUCCAAAAUGUACGUAAUGGAUUUUUUUUUAUUUGUUAUCAAGUUAUAAAAUAUUGUACAAAUUAUUUAUCUAUAUUUUGCCCUCUUACAUUGUUUCUAAAUUAUCCACUUGCCUUAUUUUAUAAUUUUUCCAUUAUACAGGCUGUAUUUAUAUAUAUAUCUUAUCAAGGGUAGUCUGCAUAUGCUAAGAUUUUGGAAAAACCUAAGAUAAAGAAUAGACUAUUUGUAGAUAAUGUUUUACCAGUCUACUCUCAUCUUGGCAUUUUUCUACAUUGCUGACAGUAUUUAUGACUAACAGAAAAUCCUUUUACCAAAUAAAAAAUGUUAUUCACUAAACUCAAAUUUUAUUUUUAAGAGGUUGGUCUAAAAUAUUUGUAAUAAAUUUGUAUCACUGCAUAUAUCAACAUAAUCAAAUGUGCAUAGUGCCUACACUUCCUUAAAUCAUGUACUGUAUCUCAAUAGCUUGUAUAUCCAUACAACAUUAAUACACAUUAAUCCAUACAACAUUAAUACACCAAUGAUUUUGUGAACUGUUAAUAUUCUGUAUUAUAUUGUAUUUUCUGUAGCUGCUUUAUUUCUACUUAAUCAAAAUUUUCUUAUCAAAAAAUAUCUAUGGAAUAAACAUCAUUCAUCAGCAUUAUUACAUAAAUAUUCUUAUAAUAUUUAUUUUAUCUAUUAAUAAUUAUCAUUUAUAGAACAAUUUUACAAAAUAUAGAAUCAAAACAGCAAUAAAUAUAUUGAAAUUUUGUAUAUAUACUGUAUAUGAUGACAUAACAGUUUGAUCAGUUCAUAACUUUUAUGUAAUUUAAGAAUUAUCAUAAUUCAAUUGCUUUGUUUCAGUUAUAUGAAGAGUGGAAACACUGAACACACACAUUUUAUAUAUAUGAAAGAAAACUUCAGUGAGCCCCAACCCAUAAAUCAUUUAAGAACUCUACGACCCAUGAACCUGCAUUAUCAGGGCUCACCCCCUGGCAUGUAGUCCAAAUGCAGAUUCGAACCCUGCUCGGGUCAUAAGAGUUCUUUAGUGACAAAAUAAAUAAAUAAAUAAAGAAUCAUUCUUUGCUGCAACAUUUUCAGAAAAUGUUGCACCAUUUUAUUUUAAUGGAACAUGAUUGUCAUCACUUUCCAAAGUAUUGCACACAAAAAGUUGCCGUUUGUGAGCGAUUCCAUAUUAAAAUUUAAUUGACUACUAUGUAUGAGCUAAUGUAAAUUAAACAUAUGAACUGAAAUGGGUUAGUCAUGUGUUUUCUAAAAGUUGGUUUCAGUGCUACAUUGGUGCAUUAUGUUAAACAUUUUGUUCAUAAUGCUUGGGUUGUCACCUGUGUCGUUUGACAAUCUUUGUGCCAGUGUAAUUUUUUUUUACAUACUAUGGAUUAAUUAUUGCCGUUAUUCUAUCCUUAGUAUACUGAUUGUAAAUAUAGUCUCAAAAUAAUAAUUUGAUUAGGGUUUGCAAAUGACAAGUUUGUAGAAUUAAAAUAACUUUGUAAUAAUUUAUAAUAAUUAACUAAAUACAAUGAAGAUGAGAAUAAAAUCAAACAAGAUA
Molecule: messenger RNA, 9503 nt
Organism: Procambarus clarkii (red swamp crayfish)
Lineage: Eukaryota; Metazoa; Arthropoda; Malacostraca; Decapoda; Cambaridae
Product: protein odr-4 homolog
Biological process (GO): intracellular protein localization
Cellular component (GO): endomembrane system
Source: RefSeq, a predicted model, not a curated record